AGCUCUGCCUCCGUGCGAAUGGCACUUGACCACAAACGGUCUCGGCCCGUGGGGCAAGGAGGCGGGGCCGGCUGGGCGGGUUUGUGGGGAAGGGCGUGGCUAAGGUCCUGGAGAGCCGGUGGACGCGGCCUGGGUUUUCUGUGGGACCGCGGUCAGGCUGAGCCCCCCGCUUCUUUUUUGCAGCAGCUUUCAUCUGUCUUCCUGGGUUCCUACAUGGCAUUUCGCUUAUGAAGAUGCAGGUCUCUUUUUAUAUGGUUUGGACAUCAAGGCCCCAUUACGUUUUGAGCAAGAGAUCGUGCGGAAUUUGUGUUGUGAUUUUUUUUUUUUCCUUUUUAACUUUUUUCCCCUGGACUUUGACAGGGAAACCACGCAGGCCUAGAAUUUUCCAUUGUUGAAGAUUUUCGAUUACCAUUUUUUAAAUUCGAUUACGAUUUUUAAACUUAUAGUGGUUUCACCUAGAGUGCAUUUUCGUUAUCUAAAUCGUUUUUUCUUGAUUGUCAACCAUAUCUACAUAGAACUGACUACAGCAUUCUCUUACUAUUUUAUUAAUGCUUGUGGGGCCUGUAGGGAUAUUCCCCAUUUUCAUAAAUGGUACUUAAUCUGGCUCUAUCUUUCAGUCAUGUUGGAGAUAUACGGUUUUUGGUCAUGCCAAAGACACCACUUUUGGGUCCCGAGUUCAAAUCCCAGCAACCACAUGGUGACUCACAACCAUCCGUAACGAAAUCUGAUGUCCUCUUCUGGAGUGUCUGAAGACAGCUACAGUGUACUUACAUAUAAUAAAUAAAAUAAAUCUUUUUUAAAAAAAAAAAGAAAAAGAAGCAACUUAAGAGUGAGAAGGUUUAUUUUGACUCACAGCUGGAGGAGAUAAAAGUCAAGCUGAACUUCGAUCUUUAUCUAUUCCUGGAACAUACCAAGAGAAGAUUACUCACCUGGGAAACUCUCUGAUGCACUUGACAGCUCUAAAAUCCUUAGACCUCUCACGUAACUCCUUGGUUAGCCUUGAGGGUAUACAGUAUCUGGUCUCCUUGGAGAGUCUCAAUCUCUACUACAACUGUAUUUCUUCAUUAGCAGAAGUAUUUAGGCUCCACACCCUACUGGAGCUCCAGGACGUGGACUUCCGGCUUAACCCCGUUGUGAAGAAUGAGUCUGACUACCGCCUGUUUGUCGUGCACAUGCUCCCGAAGCUCCGACAGCUAGAUGACCGUCCUGUGAGAGAAAGUGAGCGGAAAGCUUCCCAGCUUCAUUUUGCCCCAGAAGAUUCACUGAACUCAAAGGAGAACUUCUCAACCACUUUAACCGUUGGAAGACCACACCACCUCAGAAACAGAUGUACUGAGACCUCGGCCAAAAAAUGCUUGGUCAUGGAUGCUGAUGAUGAGGCUGUCCUGAACCUUAUUGCCGAGUGUGAAUGGGACCUAAGCAAUCCUCCUGGGAACAUGAGCUCCAGCCAAAAGGAACAUGAAGCUGACCUCCAUUAUGCCCAAGAGUCCAGACAUCUGUUGAGUCCUUUGUCCAUCCAGCACCAGUGUGGGGAUUCAGCGAGGCGAGGCCAUGAGAAGAAGAAAGUCACCUCCAGAGGGUGUCCAGGUCAUUCACCGCAGGACCAGCUCUGUGGGGAACUCCCCCUACAGCAUGGCUUGCCAGAGGCCUGCCAUAUGCACGUACAGCAUGCCCGCAUCACUUCACAGCCAGACUCUGUGGAUGUUGAGGACUGUGCUUCAUCUGCUCAGAAAUCAAGUUUGUCAUCACAAAAAACAGUAAAUCCUUUGCCUGUCCCUGAAAAGUACAGGAAGCGAAGGAUGCCUGGUGGGAGAUUCCAGGUGCCUUCAGACCGGGAGUGUUUGAGCUUCCUAGAGAGGGCUGACGGGCCCUCCAGCCUUGAGGACAGUCUAAGCAGACAGGAUGGCUUGGAGGGCCAGAGUCAGGUGGCCUUGUCUCACUCUGAGGCUUUGGAGGCUGAAGAGCGGACAUCUCAUGGCACAAGUGACCCCAGAGUGCUGUCUCCUAAACUCUGCUCGGCAGCGGUGCCUGAGCGGAGGUCCACUCUGGAAGUGGCCCUUCUGGAGGCGCUUCUCGACCUGAUAGACAGGUGCUCAAGUGGCAGUGGAUCCCUGCAUGGCAAUGAGGCCUUCCUUGCUCAGGCCAAGCAUGUUUUGUCAUCUCUUCAAGAGUUCACAGCAACUCGGGACAGUUCAGCACUUGAAAAGGAAGGAAUUGGUUACCUAUCUCUUGAAAAUAAGACUCUGCAAAGCCGCCUUGCUGAGCAACAGCAACAGUAUACUGCUACAGUGACCAAGAUGACAGCAGAGCUCAAUAAUACAAAGAGGGAGCUGGACACAUUGAGACAACAUUUGGACAAAUCAUUGGAAGAGAAUAGCCACUUAAAGUCUCUUCUGUACAAUGUGAAAAAAGAAGUAAAGACUGCAGACACUUCAACUGCACUCACUUUGCAGAUCACUGGACUUCAGGCAAGUAUGAAGCAGCUCUCUGGGGAAGUUGUGGAGCUGAAGCAACACGUGGAGCACUAUGACAAGAUCCAGGAGCUCACACAGAUGCUUCAAGAGAGCCACAGCUCCCUGGUAAGCACCAAUGAGCAUCUCCUGCAGGAGCUGAGCCGCACACGGGCACAGCAUAGAGCUGAGGUAGAGCAGAUGCGCUGGAGCUUCCAGGAAUUUAAGAAGACUACGGCCCUGAUCCCUCACCGUAGCUCCCGACGUGGGGGCCGGCAGUCCUGCUAGCUGCUAGUGAGCUGUACUCUCCUCCAUCAGGGAAAGCCCCAGGGUUGUACCUGGGCAUGCAUCUAUCUAAGUACCCCAGUGAGACUGUAAUUACCUUAGGAUCCUCAAAAUGUGUUCAUAAACUCAGCUUGCUUAUGUGUUCUGAAUUGAUGCAGUCGACCCUGGGGCUUCGCAUGUUUGAGAAGCUUGGUUAAUUACACAUGCUGUUGUACAGUACCUGCAGGAGUUUUUUCUUCCCAAUGUGGGAAAGUUUUGUAUAGUUAAAAUGUUCUCAUGUGACAAGCAUUCCUUAUUGAAAGAAAUAAUAUAUUGCUAUGUUUAAAAAGUUAACUUUUUAAGUGGCUCUUCAUAAAUUAUAACUGACUUCCUUAUUGAAUUCUUGUAUAAAACAAGUUAUACAAAGUGAGCAGGAAAAAAUAAGUUCCAAGUUCUAAUAAAAAGUAAUACUUAUAGCUGUGACAAAUGUUUUAAGAAUUUGUGUGAUAUUAACAUGUCACAGCAAAACAAAUAAACAAACAAAAAACCUCCCCACUUCUGGUUCACUCUUUUUGCUUUCAAUAGCUCCUGAAAACCAGGGGAAGAUUUAAAUACACACUGUACAGAGCGAGACCCAGAUGACUGUGUGAAAGGUGCUCAUUAGAAGAGGCAGAUGUAAUCCACUGGACAGUACUAUCUAGAGUGAAGCCUGUGCAGAGAGAUAGCUCUUACACACUAAUGCUGCUGAGUACAGACAUUCGGAGACAGCUUGGAAUUGCCUAACGGACCUUUUUCUCUGCCUCAUAAAAUCAGAAAGAUUCUCCUGCCCUCCACUUCUGCACUUGCCCAGGUGGGUUUUGUGUUCAAGGCAGGAAGUGAGUUUCAAGCCUCAACUUUGAGGCUUUGAGGGCUCUCAGCUGUGUUCUGCAGCCCCUUAUUACCCCAAGUCAGGAGUUGUACAGCUAGCUGUCUAUUUCUGUUUGAGUUCUUGUACAUCAUGUAUAUCUAUGAAUUAAUUUAUAUUGCCUUAAUUUUCGGAUUAUUUUUGGUACUGAUAAUCUUUUGUUAGUGUUUUAAUAGCUUCGGGGUUUGAAGUUGUAUCACUGUGUAGACUUGUUGUGACACUUGACUUUUAAAUAAGAGUUCAUUAUCUGGGUAAGAAGAUAGCUUCUGGACAUCAGCUUUCAUACUGCAGACAUGCUCAUCAAGCCAGUGAACAAGCAGGCCUGACCUUCCCAUCGCCAGUGACGGGUGAACUUGAGAGCAUGCUGGUGGCUGUCCUGAACUUUGUCAGCUGUGUAUCUGCAGAACCAGCUUCCUGUCUUCCCUUCCUGGUGGUGCUGCCCAUGACAUUAUACAUUUUCCAAAACCACUGACGUAGUUGAGUUUGUUUCAUCAGUUUUCCUGUUUUGUAUUUGACUUUGUUCUAUCUGCCUUCCCAUUUUGUAUACUUUCUCUAGUCUGUUUUGGUUAUUUUGUUUUUCUGGCUCCAGUAUUGUCAUUUUUGUUUGUUCAGUUAGUGGUUAAUUUUUCUCUUUUCUUUUUCCUUUUCUUUUUCUUUUUCUGUUGAGACAAGGUCCUUACUGGCUAGCCUGGAGCUCACAAUGUAGAUCAGGCUGGCCUCAAACUCCCAGAGAUCCUCUUGCCUCUGCCUCCUGAGUGCUGGGAUUAAAGAUCUGUAUGAUCACUCGUGGCUGUUUUUAGAUUGAAUCUUUUCACCAUCCCUACCCCUGUUAAUCAGGAAACUGGUCUGCUCUUGAUAACUCUAGAAUACGUAAGAGCCUGUGAGCACUAACCUCUCUACUCCCCUUUGGGUUUGGGUUUGACUGUUCCCACGUAUCUUAGUGAAAUACUUUUAGUUUUACAAAAUAUGUGCAUAACUCCUACUCAUCUGAGCCACCUGCCUGCGUAUUCUCUUGUUUUACUUUUUGUUAAAGACAUUUCAUUUGUGAUCA
Mus musculus (house mouse) is the source of this 4669-nucleotide messenger RNA. It is a transcript of the gene Cep72, whose product is annotated as centrosomal protein 72. Bases 945 to 2738 code for a protein of 597 amino acids. Gene Ontology annotation, biological process: spindle organization; regulation of protein localization to centrosome; gamma-tubulin complex localization. The record is from RefSeq and is a predicted model, not a curated record. The transcript has 13 exons. Lineage: Eukaryota; Metazoa; Chordata; Mammalia; Rodentia; Muridae. Gene Ontology annotation, cellular component: centrosome; centriolar satellite.